GACCAAAACCUCUUCACGCUCAACGUCGUCCCAAAUGAACAAGAUCCCAACGUGUUGGAUCUCGUCGAUCCGUCGGGCACAAUACAUUAUCACAAGGAGAGAGCGCAGGAUGUGAUGUACAAGAUGAACCUAUACGAACCCCUUUCAGGUUCUUUACUUGCGUCGGCAACAGCGCCUAGCGCGACAAGCAAGCACAAGACGAUCGAGCUCUUCAAUCCCACCCUUGCUGUCGAAUUGAAAUAUACCGGGAGCAUUUCAUUCCGAUGGGCCUUUCAAUGGGAAGGACAUGAAUUCGAGUGGAAGCGCGAAGAGUGCUACAUGAUCCGCAAGCCUGAUCCACCGGUUCUGAUCGCCGUCACCAAAGAGCCUGCUGGUCGUAUCAAAACGACAUCGGUUCAAAUUCUGGACUAUAAUAUCAAUAGAUUCGAUAUCGAUGACAAGAAGGGUCUUGAAAUCGUCCUCUUGAGCGCACUACUCACUUUCAGCGAUACGAGUGACGCGUAUCACACUGCAAAGCCCGAAGGCUCUCCGAAUCCCCCUCCUUCCGCCAUCAGGCAGUCAUCCGGACCCAGACCCACGCCUCCACCGAAGCCCCCGCCAAAAACCGGGCCCGAGCGUAUUGCAGAGCUGCAAUCUGAUAAAGGCGCCAUGGUGAACGAAGUGACGGUUGAAGAGGAAGGUAGUGUGCACGACUAUGCAAGCCAUUGUUACACUCUCCUCCAGGAUGAGGCGAUGCUGUUCAUCUCUAUUCAGUCAUCUGCUGCCGAGCACGUAUCUAAGGUGCUUCAGGUCGUAGAGGAGACAAAACGUCUCAGACACAAGGCUGGAGAAGAGGCAGAACUGCACCAAUAUGUUGUGUACGACGCGGCACCGGCAGCCAAGGGUCCGCGCAGGAUAAAUCUGGACGACGACAAGGGCAAGGGCAAGGAGAAGUACGAACCUCCGAGCCGUUUGACGGUGCAUUUGAGCAAAAUACCUAUGCCGGAGUUGCAGCCCAAGCCGACGCUUGCCGAAAAAGAACGCGAUAAAGCAAAACACAAGGGCAAGGAACGCCAAACUGAGAAGGAACGUGAAAAGGAGGCUAAAAAAGACGCGAAGGAGCAACGUAAAGCGGAGGCAAAGUUAUCCAAGCGGCCCUCACCGUCGCCCACUCCAGGGCACUCGCGCAUAGGGUCGCAUCAAGCGAAUUCACAUCAGCCUAUGCCGUCCCCCGCUCAGUUGAACAACCCCGGGAUAUACGUUGCUCCACCCGCGACAGGACAUUCUCAUUCGCCUAACGCCCAUUCGAGUCAUGCGCACUCAAACAAAUCUAGUCUCCAUGCUGCUCCACCACCUCCGCACCGCCCCAACUCGCCGUAUGCUGACCCUUACUCCCGUCCAACGCAACCUUCACCAGCACCACCUCCGCAGUCGUUCUACGGGGGUGGAUUCGUGCCGCCAACAGGACCUCCGCCCGGCGCUGGCGCUCUGAAUUCAACACCUGCACCUUCCUCCGGUGCAUCGGCGCAAACUGUCUAUGAUAGGCAUCCUUCGGCAAGUGCGCUCGUGUCAGGCUGGCUAGAUAAAACGAAGAGCAUACUUCAAAGUCAUAGGAGCAGCUGAACGACUUUUUUUUGACUUUUUUUUUUUGGAAUCCGUGUUUAUUGUCCGUUGCGGUCGAACCGUAUGUUAGACAUUAAACUACUGCUGCCUGUAUCCCUAUGCCUCUCUAGCCCGACUGUCCUGUCCGAUCCGUACCACUGCUUCGGCGGGUGAGACGUGUCUCCCCGCGUGGCCGGGACGCCUUUAGUUAGGCGGUGUGAUGCUGGGUGGUAUGGGUCCCCUCCCCUCCCUUCGUGUCUUCGU
Messenger RNA from Punctularia strigosozonata HHB-11173 SS5, 1845 nucleotides. RefSeq lists its product as uncharacterized. Lineage: Eukaryota; Fungi; Basidiomycota; Agaricomycetes; Corticiales; Punctulariaceae. The transcript is spliced from 6 exons. The coding region runs from base 115 to 1602 and encodes 495 amino acids. The record is from RefSeq and is a predicted model, not a curated record.